AUGGAGGAAUCGCAAUCAUCUGACCACUGGGUGCAUGGUCGUACUACAUCAGCCUUUCAGCACCAACGUUGGGUAACCUUGCCCCCGCGGUGUCGAUCCCACCGCUGUUCGUAUAUUUGCGCUCAGGCCCCGGGCAAGGCAAACUCUUCCAACAAGCCUGCGUGUUCUCCCGAUGUUCUCAAGGUGAAUGUCCUAGAUUGGGCUCUGGAAUCUAAUGGCGGGUAUCAAUUAAUCGCGCGACAGGUUCCUGUGCCUGAGCUAGCUCAGUUGCCUGUACCUGUACUACGGAUCAUUUUCUCGCCCCUGGACCUGCCAAGCAGUGUCUCCGCAGAAGGCUUUCUCUGGCUCUUUGAUCACUAUGCUGCGCCGUCUGCAUUUCUUGCGGGAAGAUUGCGGUCGGUCACACACUCCUUUGGAGCUCUGAAUUAUAUGGAUGGCUAUAAUUGCGCCUGGUUUCACUAUCUAUGUAAGAAUAUCACCGUCGCUCGCGACGCCCACGGCAAGGCGUGGAUAUCCGAUCCCAGACCAGGAGCGCCGCAGCUCAAGCACGGAGACUGGACGUGGAUACGCUCUGGGUAUUUUCUGCGAUGGGCAGUGGACUCGAAGCGAGAUCCUGAAGUGACGCUGAUCUGUUUUGGCGCGUCAAUCUCUCUCAAAGAACGUCUUCAACAAAUUCCGUCGUCGUCAAUAUCAAACAGUGUUGUCCGUGACCCAUAUAGUCUCUUCGCCAUCAUCCUGGAGGAACUGUCUCUGCAAAUGGACAAUACUGUCUGGGACGUCCUCGAUGUCUUUCGACAUAUUGAAUUGAACACCCUGACCACGGCGAGGGAUAGGGAGUCAUUCACCGGGCUGCAUAAUGUCUCCAAGCAUAUCCUGUUCCUGCAAGAGAGCGCCGAAGCCACUCUGCUUACUUUGCGAAACCUGUCCGGGCAUCACGGACGUAUCCUCGACACAGUUCCUGACCCGGACCGCCACGCGACUGAAACGGCACAGGGAAUGCUGGCACACGCCGAGACGCAGUUCCAGUCCACUAGUUUGCGCCUGAAGAGUCUUGAAAAACGAAUGGAUAAUAUUAUCGCAUUGUCCUUCCACCUCGUCACGCAAGAUGGCAAUCGAAUCAUGCAAGCAGAUAGCAAUUCCAUGGCAACUAUUGCGUUCGUAACACUUAUAUUUCUGCCAAUGUCGACCGUAUCCACCAUAUUUGGGAGCCAGUUCUUCAAUUUCGAUCGUUCUCUAAUCCGCAUAUCGCAGAGCUUCUGGAUCUUCUGGUUAGUCUCCAUUGCGCUGACUUUACUGGUUCUUAUCUUUUGGCGUCUUUCCAUCAAGCGAGUGCCAUCGUUGGAAGUUCGCGACGUAUUCAGUAUGGGGAGGUGGGGACGGUAA
Aspergillus lentulus is the source of this 1383-nucleotide messenger RNA. RefSeq lists its product as uncharacterized. The record is from RefSeq and is a predicted model, not a curated record. NCBI's taxonomy places the organism in Eukaryota, Fungi, Ascomycota, Eurotiomycetes, Eurotiales, Aspergillaceae.